AAAUGAUUGGAGAUUGCUUACUUGAUUCAAGAAUGUAGAUGAUUGAAGAUGAAGAUGAUGAAGUUAGAAAUGAUGAGUUAAUUGAAUAAAGAGAGAAGGGUAGUUUGGGUAUUUAGGGUUUACAAAAAAUUUAAGGGGUGUGGGAAGUAAAUUGAGGGGUGUGGGAAGCAAAAGUGAAAUGAGAACCUAAGAUGAAAAUAAUGUGUGCGGCUUUGUUUGUUCUAUGAAGUACCUAAGACAACACCAAAAGUUUCCAACUUGAUUCACAAAACAAAGUAAAAAAAAACAUUGUAAUGAACCAAGUGAAGCAAAUUCAAUGUUACACCCUAAGAAAUGGCAUAGACAACACCAAAAUCCUCAUUGAGAAACUACUUCAAAUACCAAACCUACACUAUGCCCAAUUACUCUUGCACCAUUCCCAUAACCCAACUCUUUUCCUUUACAACAAACUCAUUCAAGCCUAUUCCUCCAAACACCAAAACCACCACCAAUGUUUCUUCCUUUACUCCCAAAUGCUCCUUCAUGGCCACUCACCAAACCAACACACUUUUAAUUUUCUCUUUAAAGCAGGUACCUCAGUUUCUUCAAUUUCCCUUGGCCAAAUGCUUCAUACCCAUUUCAUCAAAUCAGGUUUUAAACAUGAUGUCUUUGCUUCAACUGCUUUGCUUGAUAUGUAUGCGAAAUUGGGUUCUUUGAAACUUGCACGCCAUGUGUUUGAUGAAAUGUCUGUGAGAGAGGUACCCACUUGGAAUGCUAUGAUGGCAGGGUAUACUAGGUUUGGUGAUAUGGAAAGAGCAUUGGAGUUGUUUGGGUUGAUGCCGGCGAGGAAUGUGGUGUCGUGGACGACUGUUGUAUCGGGUUACUCGCAGAACAAACAGUAUGAGAAGGCUUUAGAGUUGUUUUUGAGGAUGGAAUGGGAGAAAGAUGUGAUUCCUAAUGAAGUGACAUUGGCUAGUGUUUUGCCAGCUUGUGCAAAUCUUGGGGCACUUGAGAUUGGUCAGAGGGUUGAAGCAUAUGCAAGGGAAAAUGGGUUGUUUAAGAAUUUGUUUGUAAGCAAUGCUGUGUUGGAGAUGUAUGCAAAAUGUGGUAAGAUUGAUGUUGCUUGGAAGGUGUUUGAUGAGAUGGGAAGAUUCAGAAACUUGUGCUCUUUUAAUUCAAUGAUAAUGGGUUUGGCUGUUCAUGGACAAUGUGAUAAGGCCAUUGAACUUUAUGAUCAAAUGUUGAGAGAAGGAACUUUGCCGGAUGACGUGACAUUUGUGGGGCUUCUCUUGGCAUGCACUCAUGGAGGCAUGGUUGAAACAGGAAAGCAUAUCUUCAAGUCAAUGACAAGAGACUUCAACAUUAUUCCCAAACUAGAACACUAUGGCUGCAUGGUUGAUCUCCUAGGCCGUGCCGGAAAAUUAUCAGAGGCUUACGAGGUUAUAAAAAGUAUGCCAAUGGUUCCAGACUCGGUAAUAUGGGGUGCUUUGUUGGGGGCUUGCAGUUUCCAUGGUAAUGUUGAGCUGGCUGAGAUAGCGGCUGAGUCUUUAUUUGUACUUGAGCCUUGGAAUCCAGGAAAUUAUGUCAUUCUUUCAAACAUUUAUGCAUCAGCCGGCCAAUGGAAUGGAGUUGCAAAGCUCAGGAAGGUGAUGAAAGGAGGAAAGAUUACAAAGGCAGCCGGACAUAGCUUCAUUGAAGAGGGAGGUCGACUGCAUAAGUUCAUUGUGGAGGAUAGAUCACAUUCAGAAAGUAACCAAAUUUUUGCUUUGCUAGAUGGAGUUUAUGAAAUGAUAAAGUUUAAUAAAAAUGCAUAUGAAUGCCAUUUGGAUUUUGAUUUGAUCAACCAAUCAUAGGGAGUAGGAUUCAUGGUGGAUACACCAAAAUGAAACCAUGAAAUUUUCAACCUACCCCAUUUUGGCCAAGCAAAUGAGUUGGCAUAAUGUUUAUAAUACUCACAAGUGCAAAUGAAAAAUAUUAGAAUUUAGAAUAUCCAUUAUUGUGCAGUCUUAGACUAUCAAGAGUAAUGAAUUUUAUUCUUGAAAAAAGAGUUAUAGGCCUGCUUAGCAGAUUUGACUCUUUCUGCAA
Messenger RNA from Cicer arietinum (chickpea), 2064 nucleotides. RefSeq names its product pentatricopeptide repeat-containing protein At5g08510. Gene Ontology annotation, molecular function: protein binding; RNA binding. Gene Ontology annotation, biological process: RNA modification. NCBI's taxonomy places the organism in Eukaryota, Viridiplantae, Streptophyta, Magnoliopsida, Fabales, Fabaceae. The record is from RefSeq and is a predicted model, not a curated record.